AUCCAGUUUUUUAGGCUGUCGUUUAAAAAAUUUAGAAAGCAGCGAACUUUCUCGCAUCCCGUUUAAAUAACCGUAAACCAGUCAGCAGAAAUCAUUUCCUUCCUGUGUUAUUCAGAUGACAUUCUCAAGUCCAUAUACUGAACUGUAUAUGAAUAGACUCUACCAAUUACAAUUGUUCCCUUACAUCUCUGGAGAGAAUCUAGUAUAGAGGGUAUCUAGUGUUCAUUUCCUGUUCUUUGCAGAGCGGAUCGAUACAUUGACACUAACUGUGUUGAUGCAUGCUGCUUCUAGAUUAUGUAAUUGAAUUUGGUAGGUUGUUGUCUCAAAUUGCAUAACUGUGCUAUUGAAUCUGGCUAAGCUGAUAUAUCUAACUAUGUAUUGUUCAGCAAAAAGUGAACACCAUUAUUGUGUUUGCAGAGUAAAUGCCACAGUGGGUUAUAUAGGAGUGAAAUAAUAAAAAUAUAGAACAGAACCGUGUGUGGGUGGUGUGGCACUCUAAUAUGCUAACCCACCACCGGCCUGGCUGGAUGCUUAACAGACAUGUUUGACCUAAUGUCUUAGGAAGGGCGGCUGAAUGGUGAUUCACUGGUAAGUGUAAAUGGUGAUUCACUGGUCUUAUCUGCCAGCGAGGACAUUGUAUGGCAGGCAGAAGUUUCCUGGGUGCCCAGGGAAAUUGAGCAUAUCUAAAUACAAAAAAAGCAUGUACACUGUCUAAAUGUACUGUGUAAUGUUCAGUUCACACCACUGAUCAAUAAUGCAAAAGCUCACCAAACUCACCCCAGCAGAGUACCGCAGUCUUUCAAAUGCACGUCUAAAAUCAAUAAAUGCCACUUAUGAUGCCAUCUCUGCUCAAUAAAGUCAUGCCUUACGGUAUAAAAUGCUUGAUUUUUUUAUAUGUAUUAUGUUAUAUGUUUGUACUGCCAGUAUUAGCUUAGCAUUAGAAAUGACCACUGAUCAACAUCUCUGUUUCUUCUCCUAGGAUAUUGUGACAAAAUCAAGACUGAUUUGCUGAGGCACGUGAGGGAGAUACACCAGCCCCUCACCCUUCAUCCUUGACCCCUGUCCCCCCUGUCCUUCCUCAACUAGCCAUGGCACCUCGCAAGCGGGGCGGCGGAGGCCGGGGCAUGUCUUUCGUUUUCUGCUGCUUUCAAAGCAGCGACCACCCGGAGAUCACUUACCGGUUGCGGGAGGAUUUUGUCCUGCAGACAAUGGAGCCCACGCUGCCCAUUCCCAGCUAUGACGAGCUGGAUGCCAUGUUCUCUGAGCUUGUGGAUGAGCUGGAUCUCACAGAGAAGCACAGAGAGGCCAUGUUUGCAUUGCCUGCCGAAAAGAAAUGGCAAAUCUACUGCAGCAAGAAGAAGGAACAAGAAGAAAAUAAGGGUGCUACUAGCUGGCCGGAGUUCUACAUUGACCAGCUCAAUUCAAUGGCAGCUAGAAAGACUUUGCUGGCUCUGGAGAAGGAGGAGGAAGAGGAGCGCAACAAGACCAUAGAAAGCCUCAAGACUGCACUGCGCACACAACCUAUGAGGUUUGUCACUCGGUUCAUAGACAUGGACGGUCUGACGUGUAUCCUGAACUUCCUGAAGAGCAUGGACUACGAGACCACAGAGUCGCAGAUCCACACGUCUCUCAUUGGCUGCAUCAAAGCGCUGAUGAACAACUCGCAGGGUCGAGCUCAUGUACUCUCUCACCCCGAGAGCAUCAACAUCAUCGCUCAGAGCCUGGCCACUGAGAACAUCAAGACUAAGGUAGCCGUGCUGGAGAUCAUGGGUGCCGUGUGUCUGGUGCCUGGGGGCCACAGAAAGGUCUUAGAGGCCAUGCUGCACUACCAGAAGUUUGCUUGCGAACGGACACGUUUUCAGAUGCUGUUGAAUGAUCUGGACAGGAGUACUGGGCGGUACAGGGACGAGGUCAGCUUAAAGACGGCCAUCAUGUCCUUUAUUAAUGCUGUUCUGAGUCAGGGGGCUGGAGAGACCAGUGUGGAGUUCAGGGUACAUCUGAGAUACGAGUUUCUCAUGUUGGGAAUUCAACCCAUUAUUGAUAAACUCAGGUCACAUGACAACUCCACAUUAGAUCGACAUUUGGAUUAUUUUGAAAUGCUGAGAAACGAUGAUGAACUGACGUUAUCCAAGCGCUUUGAAAGCCUACAUAUAGAUACUAAAAGUGCCAGCCAGGUGUUUGAUCUCAUACGCAAGAAGAUGAACCACACAGAUGCUUACCCACACUUCAUGUCCAUCCUGCACCACUGCCUGCUUAUGCCAUAUAAGAGGAGUGGGAACACGGUGCAGUACUGGUUGCUUCUUGAUCGCAUUGUUCAACAGAUGGUUCUCCAGAAUGAUAAAGGUCACGACCCUGAUGUCACUCCAUUGGAAAACUUUAAUGUGAAGAAUGUGGUACGAAUGCUGGUCAAUGAGAAUGAGGUCAAACAGUGGAAGGAGCAGGCUGAGAAGAUGCGCAAAGACCACCAUGAGCUCCAGCAGAAGUUAGAGAAGAAGGAAAGGGAGUGUGAUGCCAAGUCUCAGGAGAAAGAUGAUAUGAUGCAGACACUCAACAAGAUGAAGGAGAAGCUGGAGAAAGAAACGGGAGAAAAUCGCGUGGUUAAGCAGCAAGUGGCAGAUCUCACUGCCCGCCUACAUGAUCUCAGCACGAGACAGGUAGCCAGUGUCCCUGGGGGUCCCCCGCUAAUUCCUGGACCCCCUGGUGGGCCUCUCUCACCACCACCUCCACCACCUCCUAUGGGCAUGAUGCCACCUCCUCCACCACCUCCACCCGGUGGCGCCAUGAUGCCCCCACCACCACCUCCCCCGCCAGGUGGUCCCCCACCUCCUCCUGGUCGCUCUCUUCUAGGUGGACCUCCUCCUCCACCAGGAGCUCCUAUAGGACCAGCUCCCAAGAAGAAGAAUAUACCCCAGCCGUCCAAUCCACUCAAGUCUUUCAACUGGGCCAAGCUGUCUGAGAACAAGCUGGAGGGCACAGUGUGGGCUGAAGUUGAUGACUGCAAGGUUUUUAAAAUAUUGGACCUGACUGACAUUGAAAAAACCUUCUCAGCGUACCAGCGGCAACAGAAGGAAACCGAGGACGACACUCUUACGUCAAAGAAAGUCAAAGAGCUGUCCGUCAUUGACGGCCGACGAGCCCAGAACUGCAACAUCCUGCUCUCGCGGUUGAAACUCUCCAAUGAGGAAAUGAAGAGGGCCAUCCUGACUAUGGAUGAACAGGAAGAUCUGCCCAAGGACAUGCUGGAACAGAUGUUGAAGUUUGUCCCUGAGAAGAGUGAUGUGGAUCUGCUAGAGGAACACAAACACGAACUGGACCGCAUGGCCAAGGCCGACCGCUUCCUCUAUGAGAUGAGCAGAAUAAACCACUACCAGCAGAGGUUACAGUCUCUGUACUUCAAGAAAAAGUUUGCAGAGAGGAUUGCAGAAAUCAAACCUAAAGUUGAAGCAUUAACGAAAGCCUCUAAAGAGGUGUUGCAGAGCCGGAACCUAAAACAGCUGCUCGAGGUGGUGCUGGCAUUCGGCAACUACAUGAACAAAGGUCAGAGAGGAAAUGCGUUCGGCUUCAAAGUGUCCUCACUCAACAAGAUUGCUGACACCAAGUCUAGCAUUGACAAGAACAUCACCCUACUACACUAUCUGAUCACCAUCCUCGAGAAGAAGUAUCCCAAAGUCAUGCAGUUUCCUGAGGACCUCCAGAACGUCCCGGAGGCAGCAAAAGUCAAUAUGACUGAGCUGGAGAAGGAGAUCAACAACCUGCGCAGUGGUUUGAAGAGUGUGGAGAGUGAGCUCGAGUUCCAGAAGCAGUGUCCACAGGAGGCGGGCGAUAAGUUUGUGUCUGUGGUCAGCCAGUUCGUCACGCUCGCCAGUUUUAGCUUCUCUGAUGUGGAAGACUCGCUCAACGAGGCCAAGGAACUGUUUGUUAAAGCAGUAAAGCACUUCGGUGAAGAUACAGGGAAGACGCAGCCCGACGAGUUCUUCGGCAUAUUUGACCAGUUUCUCCAGGCUUUUUCUGAGGCAAGACAAGAGAACGAGAACAUGCGCAAACGCAAAGAAGAGGAGGAACGCCGGGCACGCAUGGAGGCUCAGUUAAAGGAGCAGAGAGAGAAAGAAAGAAAGGCUCGGAAGGCCAAAGAGAAUGGGGAGGACAACGGUGGCGAGUUCGAUGACCUGGUUUCAGCUCUGCGUUCUGGUGAGGUGUUUGACAAGGACCUGUCUAAAAUGAAGCGAAACCGCAAACGCAACAACCAAAACGCAGAUGAAGGCAGGGAGCGCCCAGUGACGAAACUCAACUUCUGAGAUAACUGCUGGUUUAAAUCCUAACUGCUAAGCUGCACAGCUUUGAGGCGUAGCCCUCGUCAUGUAAGGACUAUUCCAUCAGCCAUGUUCCCUAGGACUACUCUGAUCUUUUACUGACAAUACUGCCCCAAGGUGGUGGAUAUUUGGACAGCACUCCACUGCUACCCUAAAAACGCGUUUAAAGGUUGUAUUGAGGUGGAGGACUUUUAAACCCCUGCUGACUGAAAUGAAUUGGGGUACCUGUUAAUAACUAAAAAAACAAGACUGUCCUGUUCUUUUAUUUUUGUCGGCUGCCAAAGUAACCUCAUUUGAUGCAACGUUGUUCUUGGUGCGAAAAUGAAGCUUUUGCUUUGGUGCUGGUGUACCAAGACUACAGACUUGCAAGACAGGUCUAGUAGAAGUUUGACAUGGCAAGAACACAAAGCAGAGGUACAACUCUUCAACGUCACAGCUUUCUCAUUUUUCACAUCUUGACAAGAUAAACACAAUGGCAUUCAUGAAACAUGUCUGUUUUAGUCUGGCUUCAGAUGUCUAGUCCACUGAUAGUAUAUGUGGUCCAAGAUAAAACCUAAAACCUAAGCUCUGUUAAGAAAACUGGUUGAACAUUUGUAAUGCAGCUACACGUCAUUGUUUUACUUCUUUUACUUUUAAGGACCAUUUUAUAUUGAGUGGUUUUAUUUAAUACUAAUAAGUGACCAAGAUUAUGGGUUGCUUCCAACUCUGCAUCAGAUAUCAGACCCAGGCUGGCUGAGGAUCUUUUUUUUUCAGCAGUAGGCCCUGGCCUUCGUCGUUGAAAACACUGUGGGUGGGUCCCUUGUGCAGAUUCUAUGCAUUUUAUGUUGUCGUCGUCUACUUUUAAGUACGGUCAUGUGAAAUGUAAACUUAUUUAAAAAGAAACAUAACCAACCAGACCAACGCAAUAAUCUCUACUUUGGCUCUUCCCUUUUGUCUGGACCAGUUCCAGUCUUUUUAUUUACAGUUUCAGUUUAUUUAGAUCUUUUACAAUGUCAGCUGCCACCAUUAGAUUUUUGUAAUUUAAAAUGUCUGCCAUUGUAAGAUGGAGCUUAAAGGUAAAUAAAUGGGAGAAAAUUUGAUUGA
Trichomycterus rosablanca is the source of this 5393-nucleotide messenger RNA. RefSeq names its product dishevelled associated activator of morphogenesis 1b (gene daam1b). Gene Ontology annotation, cellular component: stress fiber. Lineage: Eukaryota; Metazoa; Chordata; Actinopteri; Siluriformes; Trichomycteridae. Bases 1089 to 4295 code for a protein of 1068 amino acids. The transcript is spliced from 24 exons. Gene Ontology annotation, molecular function: actin binding; small GTPase binding. The record is from RefSeq and is a predicted model, not a curated record. Gene Ontology annotation, biological process: actin cytoskeleton organization.